Daucus carota subsp. sativus is the source of this 2249-nucleotide messenger RNA. RefSeq names its product protein DA1. The coding region runs from base 571 to 1803 and encodes 410 amino acids. The record is from RefSeq and is a predicted model, not a curated record. Lineage: Eukaryota; Viridiplantae; Streptophyta; Magnoliopsida; Apiales; Apiaceae. The transcript is spliced from 11 exons. Gene Ontology annotation, molecular function: ubiquitin binding.
UAUAUGUAUACUUGUAUAGUUGUAUUGUAUCAUGCAAACUGGUGAAGCUUAUUUUACUUCUCAAGGCAAAAUAACAUAAUUUAAAUGAGCCCGGUUGACAGUAUAACGGUAAAUGGUUUAUUCUGUUCGAACAUCACUCAUCCAGAGAUUUAUUAUUAGAAUUUAAUAUUAGUACUUGGAUAUCCAUGUGAUUGUCUUCUCAAGUUGCAAUAUUUUUGUUCCUUAUUGCACUAGUAUAUAACAUUCUCCACAUCUCAACAUUAAAAUUUAAGGAACUGCUACAUUUUCCACAUCUCUUAAUAUUCUGCCCUUUUUAGGGGAAAAAAUGAAGUUGACCAAAGAAAAUUAACAAGAAACAAAAUGCAUGAAAAGAAUAUUCCAGAUGUGACCCAUCAUGGUUUGUUAGGUGCAAUAAAAUAUGAAUCUUCAAAAAAAAAAAAUUGGCCUAACCUCUGUAGGUGAGAUUCCUGUUGCUCUUUUAGUUACAGAGUUGCAGUAUAAUAUGUUAUAUGAGAUAACAUACAAGAGCUUGUCUUUAGACAUUUGUGAUUUUGUACUUGAGCAGAUAAAAUGGAGUAUAACGAUGAAUAUAUGAAUGCAGGAUAUGGAGCCUUUUCUUUUGAGGAGGAUCCACUGUCGGAGGAUGAGAACGAAGAUAUACACCAUGCUGUUGAACAUUUUAUUUUUGAAUCAAACAGCUCAGAAUUGAGUUUUGAGGAGUCUUCUUAUACAGAGGAAGAUGAACAACUCACCGCGCCUACACAAGGCAGUAUGGAACAUUCAGAUGAAUCCACGAGGCAAAGGCGGAAAGGAACCCUGACAAAGAGAAGGAGCUGGUGGAGAAAACUAUUUAGCAGCCUAAACAUCUUCAAGAAAUCUAAGCAGUAUGAUGAAGCAUCAUGGGACUCUUCCUCAUCAGAAUCGGACUCCAACAGUCAUGUCGAUCAAGUCUGUGAUCUCUGCGAUGAAGCAAUGCCUUCUAAUCGGUUAUUGCCUUCCUAUUGGGGUCAGAAAAUCUGUAAUAAACAUGUGUCAGAUGGGACUCCGAUGUGCCUCAGCUGUCUCAGAUUCAAGAUAGGAAAUAUGAGAUAUGUCAACCUCAGUGAUGGUCGAAAACUUUGUUCUGACUGUCAUUGCACAGCAGUAAUGGACCCCAAGACAUUCAUUCCCCUUUUACGCGAAGUCUAUAGAUUUUACAAAGGAUUCAACAUGCAGGUCAUUGAGGAUAUUCCAAUCUUCUUAGUCGAUAACGAGGAGAUGAAAAGAAUUGCUCAUGAAAUUGGCGGAAAGGACCAGCCGGGAUACCCAGUGGGUGUUACCACAUACGCAUCAGGAUUCGUUGUGCGGAGUGUUGCGAGGUCAUACCAGAAAGGGGAAAACAUUCAUGUUGUGAAAGAGGUGCAGUACAUAGAACGUAUAUAUGAGGUGACAUCAAUGCUGAUAGUGUAUGGUUUCCCCAGGUUAGCCUUAGGCGCAACCAUGGCUCAUGAGAUGAUGCACGCAUGGAUGCGCAUUGAAGGGUACAAAGCAGGACUAAGAAAAGAAGUGAAUGAAGGUCUGUGUCAAGUAAUGGCACAUAAAUGGAUAGAUUAUUAUGCAUUUGUUGGAGAUGAUUUCUUACACACUACACCAGACCAAGCUGAGUUUCUGAGGAACUUGAAGGAGGUUUUGAAAAAUGAAAUAGAAAUUAGAAUGGACAAAAUUUAUGGUGGUGGUUUUAGAGAUGCUAAAUGGGCUAUUGAGAGAUAUGGCUUGAAGUAUACAAUGUCCCAUGUGGCUCAUACUGGAAACUUUCCUCGAUAACUUUGGUGCUGAACUCAGUUAGGACCUUGAGAUUUUGCAACAGCAAAUUUAUUGUGAAUUCCUUAAAAUUUUUGUCAUGUCGCACACUGCAUUUUCAAAUAGAUUGGUACGGUAUUGUCGUCCGAAUGUAUUAUAUUCAAAAGAUAUUUUAUUAUUAUUUUCAAAUAAUAGUUAGAGCAAGAAGUUCAAGAGCACCCAGCUCUUUAGAAGAAAAAAGAGGGUCACUCUAAACUCAUGGGAGCACUAUUUCUUCACAUGGUUUUUAAAUUUAAAAUUAAGAGCUUAUUUGAAGAGCUUUCUCGAAAUGCUAUAACCACCUAAAAAAGGAGUUCUAAUCUUGUACCCAGAAGAAUGUCCUAUCAUUCCUAUAAUUCUCAGUCCCACUGGCUUGUUCUAUAUUUCCAGUGCUAAUUAUUGCUUAAAAGGCAAAAACAGAGUUGCGCAAA